Molecule: messenger RNA, 1077 nt
Organism: Capronia coronata CBS 617.96
Lineage: Eukaryota; Fungi; Ascomycota; Eurotiomycetes; Chaetothyriales; Herpotrichiellaceae
Exons: 1
Coding region: 1-1077 (358 amino acids)
Source: RefSeq, a predicted model, not a curated record
AUGUCCCCCCAAACCGUCCUCGUCACGGGCGCCAACGGCUUCAUCGGCUCUGCCGUCUGCCGCGCCUUCUCUCUCGCAGGCUGGACCACGUACGGCCUGACACGCAGCGACAAGAGCGCAGCAGAUCUUUCCAGGGAAGAAGUCACCCCGAUCAUCGGAUCUCCAGCCGACCCGUCCAAGUUCCUGUCCAAGCUACCGGCCAUCGACGUGAUCGUGUCCUGUUCCGAAGACAUCAACAACUACGAAGCGCACUUUAAGGACGUCUUGUCGAUGAUCAGACAGAUCUGUGCCCAGCGACUCAAAACAAAAACACAAAGACAGACGGGGUCUGAGAAGCCCAACCAAAAGCCUCUGGUCAUCUUCACCAGCGGAUGUAAAGACUACGGCAUGACGCCGCGCCACGGCGAGCCCGGACUCGCACCACACACGGAAGACAGCCCGCUCAGGCCGCCGCCGGUGCUCGUCAAGCGGUGUGAGUCUGCUCUGCAAAUUCUGACCGCGUACACGGCCGAGUUCGACUGUAUUGUCACCCGGCCCACCACGCUCUAUGGCCGGACGGGCAGUUUCUACUCGUUGCUUUUCCUGGCCGCGGAUCAGGCAAAGACUGCGUCAAACGGUGCCUUGCAGAUCCCCUCGACUCCAGACUCGAUCCUGCAUGGCGCACAUGUUGAUGACGUUGGCGCGGCGUAUGUGGCUAUGGCAACGGCCCCGCGCGAGGUCGUCGCGGGGCAGGCCUACAAUAUCUCGGCGCAUCGGUAUGAGACGUUGGGUGAGAUCAUGACGGUCGUCGAACAGGUCCAUGGCGUCAAAGUCUCCUAUGUCGACUCGCAUCCAGGGACUGAUUUCCAGACUGUUUUGAAGCCGGUGGUUGAUUUCCCUCAGUGGGUGGGCUCGGAUAAGUUGCGGAGGGAUACGGGCUGGACCGACCAGAAGCCCUUGUUUCAUGAAGGCUACCAAGUAUACCGAAAUGCGUACAAUGUCGCCGCCCAGGAAAAUUCGGAGCAAUACUUGAGAGUGAAGAGAAUUGCUAAUGGACCAAUCUUCGGCAGCGGCAGCGCAAAGGCGUGGGGUCGAUGA